UUGAAAAAAAAAAACCAAAAUUGUAAUCAAGAAAACGCAAGUUUUAGGUAUGAGAAAGUUUGUCGGGUAGAAAGUGGUUGUACGUGUACAACGUUUAUUAGGGAUCCAAAAUGCUGUUGUGUUGGUAAAUCUGUUAUCGAAAUUCCACAAAAUCUAACAGAUAAUGUUCGCAGGCUAUUGCUGUAUAACGUUGGAAUUGGUCAUAUUGGAAAGAAUGCAUUGAGCAAAUACCGAUUUCUUCAAGAAAUCGCAAUCGAAGAGUCAUUUGCGCUGCAAUCAAUUGACGCCGAUGCAUUUGGCAAAUUAUACAAUCUUGGCAAAUUGUUAGUUCAGAAGGAAAGAUGUAUGCAAAUUUCAAUAUCUUUCCGGAUAAUGAAUAAUAAUGGUUUGGUACGUAUGCCAACAUUGGAAAUGACAACAAAACACCGUUUAGCGAUGGAAGUUGUUGAUUUUUCAUACAACCAUAUUGAAUAUCUUGGAGAUGGCCAACUUCGAGCUGUUCAUGCUAAUAAAAUUCGACUUAAUAAUAAUAAUUUACGAGAAAUUGGAAGUCAUGUUUUUGCUUACUGUCAAUUUUCUUUGCUGCAACUCAAUGAUAAUUUGGAACUGAGACGAUUGUCAAUUGACACGUUUGCUGAUAUUUCAUUUAUUAAACGUUUGGAUCUUUCACGUACAGGAAUCAGUGAACUUCCAACAAAUGGGCUUUCUCGAUUAGAAAGUUUGAAAUUAGAAGAUAUUGAAGAAUUAAAAAAACUUCCACCAAUUUUAGCGUUUACAUCACUCAAAAAAGUUGAAUUCACUUAUCCUUAUCACUGCUGCUUAUUUAAAUAUGCUUCAAAAGAGAUCAGCACAGCUGGUAAAGAAUUUACGAAAAAUUUGGAAGAGAUUAAAAAUCGAGAAUGUUCCAUUAAACUAGUUGAAAAAUUAAAACGUUUACGACGACAUAUCACACAUAGCGACCAUUCAUUGUUAUUAACGCAAGAUUCACGUGAAAAUCCAUUAGAUUUUUCUGAUCUUCUUCGUUGGUUUGAUUCUGUAAACGAAGGAAAUAUUACCAUUGAGAUAGAUGGUGAUCUCGAUCAGUUAGAACCAGAAUUUCAAGAUAGCGAUAUUGGACGUUUGACAACAUUAAAUUGCACCUCAAAUGCUGUUAGUGAAUUUUUUGCUUCUAUACAAUGCACGCCGAUGCCGAAUGCGCUUAAUCCUUGCGAAGACGUUAUUGGAUUUGAUUUUCUCCGCUGGAUAAUUUGGUUUGUAUGGAUUUCAGCAAUUGUUGGAAAUAUUGGAGUAUGGAUUGUUCUGUCACAAAUGCGACAAAAACGUAUGCAAGUACAUUACUUUUUCAUGGCUAAUUUAUCAACCGCAGAUUUGCUUACAGGUGUUUACCUUGGUAUAUUAGCAAUAGCUGAUUACAAGACAGCUAAUGAAUAUUAUAAUUAUGCAGUUGCUUGGCAAACUGGGAUUGGUUGUAAUAUUGUUGGCUUUAUAUCUGUUUUUGGAUCUGAAAUAUCAAUUAUGUCUAUGUUUCUAAUUGCUUUUGACAUGUGUUACAAUAUUAGGAAUGCAUUUUACGGAAAACGAUUACGUAUGAGAAUAGCUGUUUUAAUGAUGAGCGUAGCGUACGUCAUAGCAUUUACAAUGGCAAUAUUACCAAUUAUUGGCGUUUCAACUUAUAGUAGUUCGAGUAUUUGUUUACCUUUGUCGAUUGAAAGUAAAUUUGAUCGGGCAUAUAUAAUAACGAGUCUUAUAUUCAAUAUACUAGCAUUUUUGGGAAUGGCAAUCAGUUAUACAUUCAUCUUGACAAUUCUUCGAGAUCCAGAUCAGCCUAAACGACCGGAGGAUAAAGCUAUUAUUCUGAAAAUGGCUGCACUUGUUGGUACUGAGAUGAUUUGCUGGUUUCCAACACUUUUUUUUGGUAUCAAAAUUUCAUUGACGGUCUUCUCAGCCUACCAAAAAUGUUUGGUCUCACAGCUGCAAUGGGAUAUCCGUUGA
Molecule: messenger RNA, 1992 nt
Organism: Thelazia callipaeda (thelaziosis nematode)
Lineage: Eukaryota; Metazoa; Nematoda; Chromadorea; Rhabditida; Thelaziidae
Source: the annotation of a GenBank genome assembly